UGGCUCCGCCUGUCUGCGCUUGCGCAGAGUCUGCGGAGUUUUUUGUGUUUAUAUUUGAAAACACUUCAACGGCGUUUCUAACAAGUUGUAUUUCACUGGUUAAAGCCGUUAUUAACAUAAUUUGAUCACAUAUUUACGAUCCUUAACAUGGGAAUUUGAUUACACGAGACACAUUUUCCUGCUGGUGUUCGUGUAAAGAAAUAAAAUCGAUUUAUUCAUCCUUCCUGAGGACCUUUACAUUAAUCUGACAAUGUUUCCUGUGAAGAUGAUGACUCCAUUAAAGCCCUCCAAACAGACUACGGCUGCAGCAUCAAAGAUCAAAAAUAAAAUUCUCAAUACAUCCUCCUUUUUCAAGGUCUCUUUGAAGACCAACAACAAGGCCUUGGCUCUUGCCCUGCAGGCCCAGAAAGAAAGGAGCAGGCAGCUUCAGAUGGAGGUGGUGUACCUGCAGAAACAGGUGGAGUCUCUCUGCUUCGAACUAGCCACCAAGAAAUACAAACAAAGGAAGCUGCUGCUCAUCUUGAAAAACCUGCAGAGCAACACUCUGCAGCACCUGGACAUGGCGGUAGAGCUCAUCUCCGACAGUGAUUCUCAGACACCAUCGGAGAACUGCGAAUCCAAAGGAAAUCCUGCAGUGGGAAGUUCCAACAAACUGUUAACGAUGCAGCCAGAAAUUUGGAGGAAUUUCUCGGAGAAUCUGCCAGAAAAACGAAGUAGUGAGGAAGGCCUCAGGGUCCUGAGCAGAUGCAGUGAAACCACCGACAUUUAUAACGAUAAUUUUGCUGCUGAGAAAAGAAGUUCAGGCCAGCAGGCACAAACGACCCCGGCAGAAACGUCCCGUUCGUCCACCAGCAGCCUGCGGGAUGAAGUAGAGCGCCUGUCCACAAUAUUUUCUCAGUCUGGAUUCGAUGUGAAGUCCGUCCUCUGUCAUCAGAAAAGUGAGACCCGUGAAGACUCGCCACCAUCUCUUUCUGGGGAUGUCCACCCCUCCACUGGCUCCACCCUGGAAACCGAACCUCAGCUCAGCAUACACGAGAAAACUGUUGUUCUCGAUACAACAAUGGAAAUGACCAUUAGUAACGCUGCCGAGAUCGUCGCCGUGGAAACCAAAGCCAAGAAAAAAUCCUCCUCAAAGCUGAAAGACAAGAAAAGCCUGAAGAAGGCCUGGGGUACUGGUGCAGAGGUACAGGACUCGUUAGAUCUGAGGCCGAACGAGGAACCUCCCGGCACCUUGGAGGAUGUCAACGUUCCAGAAGUUCUUGAGCCUCAGUUGCUCAAAAUCACCCACAGGAACCUCACAGUAUCUCAUAUUCCUAGACUGGGCAAACAAAAGAAACCCUCAAAGAAAACUUCAAAAUCCCCUGAAGUUGUCUCAGACUUGGAAGACUAUUUUUCAGAUCCUAAAGUUACAUUUUCAAGAGCCAGCUCAAGUCCAUCAGAACAAGAUACGGCAACACCCAGGAUCACCAUCAGGAGGUCCAGAACUAAAAGCAGAAAGCUGUCAGCCGUUUCCCAACAGCCUUCGCUCUCUUUGACAUCUCAUGAUGACGAUGAUGACGAUGGGAGCAGGCAGCUCUAUGAUGAAAAGAGAGAACAAAACAAAGACCAACAACAACCAGAAGAGUUCCUGUUCUGUGCAGAAAAGGAGUGUCGUCCAGAGUCAGGACUCGUGGUGUGUCUGCCUCCUGGUGGCGUCAUGAAGACAAAUCAGAAACCAAAUUGCAGGGAGACAUUUAUCGUCUCUGUUUUCAGGGACAGCACCUCAUCAACCCUGGACCAGAACCCAAUACGUCCUGAAGGAUCCAGCUGUGAGACAGAGGAGCUGCUGGCGGCUGUGGCUGAAAACGUAGACAUACAAUACUCCCAAUCAAAUCCACUCAUGAAGGCCCAUAGCUCUUGGAAGCGUCCUCGUCCUGACCUUCCAGAGCCCCAGAGCGUCCAGGACGGCUCGAAAUGCAGCGAUCAUCUUGGAGGCCUACCUCCAGACCGACUCGCAGCCUCAGCUUCAGAGUUUCCAAAAUGUAAAAAAGCCAGAAGAGAAGAAACAGGAAGAUCCAGCAAAAAGAAAGCUGAGCCAUCAGCAGAGGGUGACGGCCUUUUAAAUGAGAAGCAGAAGAAGAGCAAGAAGAAAAGUAACCGCAGUCACCAAAAGCAGAGAUACGAGGAGGCAGCGAGCUGUCCUGAACACGGUGAUGAGAACCACGACUCAUCUAAAGAUCUGAACAACACAGAACCCAAGAUGGUUUCCACGCUGCACAGAAAGACCUUAAAGCUGCACAAAGAAAGCAGAAAUCUCCGGGAGACGUUCGUCGUCUCCAGACGGAAAACUCAAGACAGAAGUGAAGACCCGUCUCUGAACAGCACGAGGACGUCUGCUGCGAUGGAUGGCAUUCAUCAGAGCGUAGGAGACCUGCUGAUGCACGAGCUGCCGCCGUGGCUGCUCAACGACGUCAGCACAGCAAGUACUGAGUCUGGAUCUGCAGCCUGCACCCCCGUCAGGGCGACCAUGACACACGAGUCUCCCGAUGUCACAGUGGAAUCCUCUCCAGUUGGCAGAGUCCUGACAAUGCUGACGAACACCAUGAUGACCCUGGACAGUGAAAACAGAGGGAGAAGCAGGAGGAGAAACUGUGUGGUCAGUUAUAAGGAGCCACCCCUGAACAGUAAAAUUAGACGUGGAGAUAAAUACACCGAAACCACCUUCCUGAGUUCUCCAGUGUUUAAGGACGGCAAGAAGAAGAAGAAGCCGAAGAGGACUGAAGACUGAUUUUUUUUAUUAUAGUUACUUUUUUUACUAUUAUCUACUAAUUUAAUUGUGUUUCAACUCGUUUCUUUUAUUGGUCAAUAAAAGUCUUUGUUG
Melanotaenia boesemani (Boeseman's rainbowfish) is the source of this 2860-nucleotide messenger RNA. RefSeq lists its product as uncharacterized. Gene Ontology annotation, biological process: meiotic chromosome segregation. The transcript has 9 exons. NCBI's taxonomy places the organism in Eukaryota, Metazoa, Chordata, Actinopteri, Atheriniformes, Melanotaeniidae. Bases 251 to 2767 code for a protein of 838 amino acids. The record is from RefSeq and is a predicted model, not a curated record. Gene Ontology annotation, cellular component: nucleus; chromosome, centromeric region.